AUGAUCCGCCACGACUACUCUCGAGUCGAGCCGAAACGUCGUGCGAAUAUCGAUCCGAAGAAGCGGCAAUUCGCAAAGGCGGAGUAUGCACAGCAGGAUUAUAAGCAUAGGCUCAACUUCUACACAUUGCCACCGACGGCAGAGAUCACGCUCGAGGAAUUCGAAACAUGGGCGAUAAACCGAUUGAAAGUACUCUCCGAGUUGGAGGCGUGCAGCUUUCGCAAUCGAAGCCCUGAGGAGACCGCCGAGUACAUGACGAGCAUAUUGAACAAAUAUCUUCCUCUUCGGGCGAAUACAUCACGAGGGACGAAUCUUCAGGAGGAAAGGAAACGAGACCACUACUCCCACUUCAUUCUCCGCCUUGCAUUCUCUUCGACGGAGGAAUUGCGGCGGCGGUUUUCGCACUUGGAGACGAUCCUGUUCAGAUUAAGGUUCAGAGAAGACGACCCGAGGGAGCGACAAGGUUUCGUGAGGAGCUUGGACCUCGAGUGGGAAGAGGUUGGAGACGAUGAGAAGCGGGAGCUGCGAGACCAGAUGCUGGCUGCGAUUGGGUCGAAGAGGGAAGAGGAACAAGACUGGUUCAAGGUGGACUGGGAGAGAGUACCAGAGCUUGUUAGCCAGAGGAAAGUGCUUCUGAAGAGGGGAAUGGCAUACGUGCCGGCGAAAGAGCAGACAAGCUUGGUUGUAGCGGAGUUUACCAAGCGAUUAGACGAGCAACUCGAGUUGACUGCCCGCGCACUCCCCCGCCUAGAUGAAGACGACCGUCUCGCCCCCAUCCUCGCUCACCUCUCCCAAUCCUUCACAGCUCCCGAAGCCGCCUAUUCCUCCUCUGACGCCAACAUCGACGGCCUCUCCGCCAUCAAUUCCGGCGCAAUCGACACCCUCUCACAGAACUUCCCUCUCUGCAUGCAAAACUUACACAUGACGCUCCGCGCAAAUUCCCACCUAAAACACUACGGUCGACUUCAAUACACACUCUUCCUCAAAGGCAUCGGUCUUUCACUGGAAGAAUGUAUCAUCUUCUGGCGACGCUCUUUCAAGCUCAUGACGGACGAUAAAUUCCACAAAGAGUACAAGUACAACAUUCGACACGCGUACGGCGACGUAGGCGGCGACUCGAACCGUCGCGGCCGCGGAUACACACCCUAUUCUUGCCAGAAAAUCCUCACCGAGCCGCUCCCCGGACCGGGCCAAGCGCAUGGGUGUCCUUACCGAGCCUUCAACGUCGAGAACCUGACAGGCCUGCUUCAACGCGUAGGCAUACAAGAUAGAGAGGUGCUGCAGGGAGUUAAGGAAGACGUCAAGAAGCAGAGGUACCAUGUGGCGUGUAAUCGGGUGUUUGAAUUCGCGCAUAAAAAGGAAAUCAAGAAGGUUAAAGAUGAGGGGACGUGGAGUGCGACGGACUUGGAUACUAUUGUGCAUCCGAAUACGUACUUUAAGAGAAGUUGGUUGUUGAAGCAUUUAGGGGAUGGAAAUGCAGGGGUGGUGAGUGGUGAUAAGAUGGAGGAGUAG
Messenger RNA from Didymosphaeria variabile, 1512 nucleotides. RefSeq names its product DNA primase subunit pri2 (gene PRI2). The record is from RefSeq and is a predicted model, not a curated record. Gene Ontology annotation, cellular component: alpha DNA polymerase:primase complex. NCBI's taxonomy places the organism in Eukaryota, Fungi, Ascomycota, Dothideomycetes, Pleosporales, Didymosphaeriaceae. The transcript has 3 exons. Bases 1 to 1512 code for a protein of 503 amino acids. Gene Ontology annotation, biological process: DNA replication, synthesis of primer.